AUGGACGAAAUUGAAAAAGAGAAAAUAGCAGCAUUGCCAUCACAAUUACUCGUAACGACAAUAUGUCACCCCAUGGAAUAUGCAAAAGUACUGAUACAACUUGGAUACGAACCCCUACCGCCGCGCCGGUCUACGACAUUGUUCGGUCGCCCUGCCAUGAUAUUACCUAACGUUUUCCAAUACAUCAAGUUUAUUAAAACAUCAGAUGGAUUCUUCGGCUGCUACAGAGGGUUGUCAGCUAGAGUGCUCGGACUGGUUGCCUCCAGUCAACUUACAUCAAAGGUAAUCUACGCAUUGGGCAUCGAUCUGCCUGAAAUCAGCGACCCACCCAAUAUUGUGACUGACGAAGAACCUAAAAUUGAAGAUUAUAUCAAGCUUGGCCGUCGAGACAUGAUCAUGCACACUGCGUCAGUCAUUGUUUCCUACCCAUUUCAUGUUGUAUCUGUAAGGAUGAUGGCCUCAUUUAUUGGCAAAGAGGAAGAUUAUUGCUCAUUGAUAGGUGCUAUUGCAGCUAUCUACAGAGAUGAUGGUAUACGUGGUUUCUUCCAUGGAAUAGUACCCAAGCUACUUGGAGAUUUAACUUGUGUAGCUGUAACAGGGGUGCUGGCAUAUUAUGUGAAUAAAUAUUUGGUCAAAACUAAAGAUCUUCGAUACUAUACUGUGCCAUUGCUCACGUUUGUGACCAGCACCUUAACUUAUCCUUUGGUUGUUGUGUCAACCUGCAUGGCAGUCGCCGGAUCCAGUUUGAGCGCAGGCAAUCCUCCUGCCAUGCCUAAGUACCCAUCUUGGCAAGCUUGCUGGAGGGACCUGCUUAGAAAUAAGCAGCACAAGCGAGGUUCCUCUCUUAUCUUUAGGUACUACAUUGCUCCAAUUGUAGCUCUGCAGUAG
Arctia plantaginis is the source of this 888-nucleotide messenger RNA. The record is from the annotation of a GenBank genome assembly. NCBI's taxonomy places the organism in Eukaryota, Metazoa, Arthropoda, Insecta, Lepidoptera, Erebidae.